ACUCCAAGAAAACACCCCCUCCCUCCUAGACGGGAGAAAUCAUAAAGCUGAGAUCAGAUGUAGGGCAGGAGGGAUGUGAGGACUGUCUGAGUCGAGGGAUAUUUUUUGCGGAGGUGCCGGCUGAUAUUUCGUUGUCCGUGCAUAUCUGCUGGAGUUGAGGCUCGUGGACGCGGAUGCAGCGUUGGUUGGUGCUGACUGACUGACUGACUGACUGACCGACCGGUCGGCGCUGGGAGAGAUGCUGGCGACAGGCCGAACCUUUUUAACGUCCUCCCGUGUCGUGGAUGGAGACCAAAGCCAGAAUAGCUGAAAGACAGUAAGUCGGGAAACGAGAGCAACAGUCCGGUUUGUUCCAGUCUGUAAACAGGAGGGACCGGACCGGAGGUUUUGAGAAGGAGCGGCGGCGACAGAGGCACAGGCACCGGCGGUGGCGACGGCAUGUUCUGAGUAGAGAGCCGGCGAGCGGCGGCGGCUGGCGGGAUGAAGGCGCCGAGGAGACCGAGGCAGACGCGGCUCCUCCCGCGGUUCUGCUUCUGUGGAGUCGGUCUGCUCGCAGCUGCCUGGAUCUUUCACUUAAACGAUGUUACAGCCUCCCAUGGAUCCACUGUGGAUCAUGACAUCUCCUUGUCCAAAAGAGAGCUCAUCCAGCAAGACAACAACCAGACUGCCAGUAUUUCUAGAUCAGCUAUCAAUGAGUUCCCUGAAGAUAUCUUUACUCUGGAGCAGAGGAGACAGGGAGCGAUGAUCCUCCAUGUUCUCUGUGCUAUCUACAUGUUUCAUGCACUGGCCAUCGUGUGUGAUGUUUACUUUGUGCCAUCACUGGAAAAAGUAUCAGAGAACCUUCAGCUCAGUCAGGAUGUUGCCGGGGCAACCUUCAUGGCCGCUGGAAGCUCCGCCCCUGAGCUCUUCACCUCUUUGAUUGGGGUGUUUAUCACGAAGGGAGAUGUGGGCGUGGGGACUAUUGUGGGAUCAGCUGUCUUCAACAUCCUGGUCAUCAUCGGCAUCUGUGGCAUCUUCUCCAGACAGCCCAUCUCUCUGAGCUGGUGGCCUCUGUUUCGUGAUGCUGUUUUCUACAUCCUGUCCAUACUGGUGCUUAUCCUGGUCAUCUAUGAUGAAAAAGUCAUGUGGUGGGAGACCAUCAUCCUGAUCUCUAUGUAUGGAAUCUACAUAAUCAUCAUGAAGUUCAACAGAUCUCUGUGCAGCCUGGUAGAGAGACACUGCAGCAGGGCGGGUCAGCCGUGUCUGAGCACCCUGCGACGGACGACCGCCGUCGGAAACGUCGGAGACUGUGACAACGACAUGGUGCCGCUGAAGCCAGACUCAUGUGUGGUGGCCGGUCAGGACUCAGGGGUGGUGAUGGUGGAUGAGAUGCUGAACCUGCACCCCCACCAGCUCUCCUUUUCAGAGAGGCAGAGGCUGAUUCGGGCUCGAGUCGGUCCCGAGGAAGGGGGAGCCGCCUCUGGGGAGGAGGGUUUGGGCGCCAGCGGCCCGUGGGGGAGGGAGAACGGGGCGGUGGCGGCCGAGGGAGACAGGCAGACGCUGGAGGGAGACAGGGAGAGGGCUAAAGAGACUGUGGUGGAGACAGGUGGGGGAGCACAGUCUAAAGAGGAAGAGGAAGAGGAGGAAGAGCAGGAGGAAGGAGAGGAGGAGAACGCACCUUUCAAACCCUUCAUCCUGCCAGAUGGCUGGUGUGUGCGUCUGAAGUGGCUGCUCUCCUGGCCCGUGAGCGUCCUGCUUCACUGCACCAUCCCCGACUGUAACCUGCCGCGGUGGGAGCGCUGGUACCUGCUCACCUUCCUGUCCUCCACGCUCUGGAUAGCCCUCUUCUCCUACCUCAUGGUCUGGAUGGUGACCAUAAUCAGCUACACGCUCGGAAUCCCAGAAGUCAUCAUGGGCAUCACUUUCCUGGCGGCCGGGACCAGUGUCCCUGACUGCAUGGCCAGCCUCAUCGUCGCCCGACAAGGGAUGGGGGACAUGGCCGUGUCCAACUCCAUUGGCAGUAAUAUCUUUGAUGUGCUGCUGGGGCUGGGCUUCCCCUGGGCACUGCGGACUCUCAUAGUCAGCUACGGCUCAGUGGUGACGAUCAACAGCAAAGGUCUGGUAUACUCAGUGAUUCUGCUGUUGGCUUCAGUCACACUGACUGUCCUGUGUGUCCAUCUGAACCGCUGGAGGUUGGACCGCAGGCUGGGAUUCAGUCUCCUGCUGCUCUACGCCAUCUUCCUCCUCUGCUCCGUUGGCUUCGAGAGGCUGUAGAGGACACACACACACACUUACAGAGAAAAGGACACACCUGUAUGGUCAAAUACUCAGAUUUAUAUAAGUGGUCCGACUUGUUAUCCACCUUCACUGCUGCCAUUAUUAAUCCUACGUACAGGACAGAUGAAUUUCCAUUUCAUUUCAUGGUGGCUGUACAUGUUUGAGCAGCGUUAACACGACACUGGCUGCCUGAAAGCAACAUUGUUUACCUUUGAUAAACGAGUAUUUUACAUAGUUUUCUACCGAGCACCUCCAGCCCAGAUUUUAUGAAAUCAAACCGGACUGAUAAUGCACUAUGUCUCACAACAAAUUUAUAAAAUAUUGAAUUUGUAUUCUGAAACAAAGAUUAUUGUAUAAGGAACCCCAAAGUGUGUUAGUUUACUUAUUAUUACUUUAUGACUGCCACAAGUAACCUCAAUGACCAGAUGAUUAUACAUGUAAGUUUAUAUAGUUGCUUCUCAGUCUGUGCAGUUUAAUGUCAAGUUUUCAUCACGCCUUUGUGUCUGUAGCUGUAAAUGGCAUCGCAUGGCAUGAUCAUCAAUCACGCUCUGGAUAAUUGCACUAAGCCACUGUUGUCUUGGCCUUGUACAUAACGUAGCCCCCACCCACAACCCCCACCUCUUUCCUAAAAGCUUCUCAGCACAGAGGUUGUGGUUUUUGUGCUGGAACAAAGGCGACUGUAUGCUACAAGGUAUUUUUGAAUGUCUGUGUUUGGAGAGAGUCCUUGAGUGUAUGUUUGUUGAGUGCAAUAAAAAACGCUUUGUUCUGUGA
Molecule: messenger RNA, 3027 nt
Organism: Lates calcarifer (barramundi perch)
Lineage: Eukaryota; Metazoa; Chordata; Actinopteri; Centropomidae
Product: sodium/potassium/calcium exchanger 3
Exons: 17
Coding region: 481-2253 (590 amino acids)
Biological process (GO): intracellular calcium ion homeostasis; calcium ion transmembrane transport
Cellular component (GO): membrane
Molecular function (GO): calcium, potassium:sodium antiporter activity; calcium channel activity
Source: RefSeq, a predicted model, not a curated record